Messenger RNA from Drosophila sechellia, 1294 nucleotides. RefSeq lists its product as uncharacterized. The coding region runs from base 57 to 1019 and encodes 320 amino acids. The transcript has a single exon. The record is from RefSeq and is a predicted model, not a curated record. Lineage: Eukaryota; Metazoa; Arthropoda; Insecta; Diptera; Drosophilidae.
UUUAACAUUUUAUCAAACAAAAAAAAAAAAAAAAAUAAAUUUCUUCGAAUCACAAGAUGACCAAGUACUUUAACACGCACAUCCUACAAUCGCUGGUGACCGAGCUGUCCGCCGAGUAUCGGGAUCGUUAUCUGAACCGAAGCUCGGCGGGCCGCUACGUUCUGUAUGCCUCCUCCGAUCCUUGCAAGGAGCUUCAUCCCCGGACCGUGAAGAAGAGUUUGCUGAAUCUGUUUGGAAGGAAUGAGUCGCCAAACGAAUGCGUCGUGAGAAUCCGUGAGGAGAAUUUCCCCAAGAUAACGGAGCCGCUGGGCUUGGAGAGUGCUGUCGAUAAAAUGGGGAAAUCGGAGGAAGAAGGCCUCGGGAUGGGCACAAAUUCCAAAUCCUCAACGAGUAUCAUCAAUCUGGAUCAACGCGCCAGGGGCGGCCUCAACGCCUCCUAUGAUCCCAAUAUGCUAUUUGAGAAUGAAUACCAGUCCAACUGGACGGGGGAGAGUAACUCCAAUUUCUUUAGCAAUCCCUCCAUCCUCUGGAUAGAAAAGCAAAUCCAGAGUUACACAGAUGCUCACCAUGCACAGAUGCAGGAGAAGCAGGUGGAUCUUGAUGAGCCAAGCUCCGCGAUGAACCAGAUGCCGUUCCAGGAGGCGAGUUCCGAGCUGAGCUCAGAGGAGAACGAUAUUCCGGAACAGGUGAUCCAUCUGUUCGAUUCCUGGGAUAAUUGGUGGAAUCAGAUCCGCCGGCAUGACGAACCUAACCCCUUCGUUGUUGACUGCUGGGAAUUAUUAUGGAAUCUCUUGAGCUACUGCAUACGUAUCGUUCGUCUAUUCUUUUUGAACAGGGGGGAGGAGCCAGGUCGCUGGUUAAUUCGAUUCUAUAUGGACCGGGCACACUAUGCUUCCUUUAUUCUGGGACCAGCCACUGAUGAGUGCAUAGCGGUCCUAGCAGACCACAUCGUUACCAUAAUCAAGUGGGCAAUGAAUAAGGAGGUGCAACCUUCUGAUAUUGCAGACGAGCCACAGUAGAUGCUAUAUUCGCGAAAUGGAGACAGCGGUGGCUGUGCGGCAGUGGAGUUUCCCCCCAAACCUCCGAGCCGAGGACGGAAACGGAGCAGCAGCUGGGGAAUGCGUCAAACUUUUACUGCCCCUACACCAGCCGCUCUUUAAACCUUUUGAGUACCUCCAGGAUAUCGCGCUGCUCUUGACCCAUGUACCCGAUAACCCCGAGAAGGAGCCAUCAGUGUUAAUUUGAUGUGCGUUAAAUCCUUGGCCAAAAUUUUAAGUAAAGGAAUAUAAGACUG